AUGGUCAAAGCUUCUGACGUCCUUUUGAUUCUGGUUGCUAUCAUCUUUCCGCCGGCUGCUGCUGCUUUUAUCACCGGCUGCAGCUGUGACUUGCUCAUCAACAUAUGUUUGACCAUCUUGGGAUAUUUCCCCGGACAUAUUCAUGCCUUUUGGCUCAUCUACAAGAAGAUGCAAGCUGAAGAGAAAUAUGGUUACGGGGGGUUCCAUUACACCGGCAACGGGCAUUACCAGGCUCUCAAUCAAGGUUUUGCUCCUCCUGUGAACUAUGGCACGGCAGGACCUUAG
Molecule: messenger RNA, 285 nt
Organism: Suillus plorans
Lineage: Eukaryota; Fungi; Basidiomycota; Agaricomycetes; Boletales; Suillaceae
Exons: 5
Coding region: 1-285 (94 amino acids)
Cellular component (GO): membrane
Source: RefSeq, a predicted model, not a curated record